Molecule: messenger RNA, 2706 nt
Organism: Trichobilharzia szidati
Lineage: Eukaryota; Metazoa; Platyhelminthes; Trematoda; Strigeidida; Schistosomatidae
Source: the annotation of a GenBank genome assembly
CGCGUCAGUUUAAAAACGUUUUCUGUUAGCAUUUUCGAAGGAAUCAUCAAACUCCAGACAUAACUCAUUUCAAUCAUUCAGUCAGCUAAAUACAUACACAUUCAAUGAUCAAUUCAGAUAAAUCUUAUUCAGAAUAUCAUAAAUGUUUAGGAGUGGAGAAAAGAAAUUCAAAGUAUUCCACAUCAUCAGAUUGGUCGGAUAGUGAAGAAAUGCAUUUAGAUUGGUGUAGGAAACGCAGAGAACAAUACUGUUUAUAUUGUAUACAUAAAAUAUUAAUCUAUUUAGAAAUAUUAACAAUGAGUAUAACAUUUUUCAGUCCGCUUGUAAUGCUUCUCCUACCAUCGGUUUAUUCAUCUAAUUGGCUUUCAUCGCUCUCAUCGACUAUAUCCCCGGCGUCAACAUCAUCAUCAUCAGUAGCAGCAACAGUAGCAACAGCAGAUAAAAAAAUUGUACACAAACGUAAUAAAAUCUUUAAUCGAAACUUUCCACAUUCUCAUCCAAUGAAUCAUCGAAGAAAUGAAGUAUAUUAUGAAGUGAAAAUCAUAGAAAUAUGCAUAAAACUUCUCAUAUUCACAUUAUGCCUAAGUCGUAUAUAUUUAUCACGUUUUAAAAGGAUGUUAUUUUGUUUAAAUAGUAAUAAUAAUAGUAGUAAAAAUAAUUACAUGUCCUACUCAAGACUAACUGGAAACAGAAGAUAUAAACAGACAGGCUUGUCAAAGUCAAUUUCUUCUACAAUUCAAUUUUGUUCAUCUAAAACUGAAAGUAAACAAAGUUUAUCUUUCCGAUUUUUUAUGGAUUCACUAACUGUGAUUGUAACUUUUUCAUUUUGGUUAGUCUAUUUAUCUUAUUGGAAUUUAAAUACUAAUAACAACAGCAAUCAUAAUAAUAGUAAUAAUGAUGCAAGCUCCGAUUAUAAUAAAAAUUCAAAUUACCCUCCAAAAUCAUGUAACGAUUUAAAGAAUACAAUGAAUGCUGUAAAUCCAUUUCGUCAUAUUGAUACUAUUGAAAAAGGUAUAUGUGAUACAUCGAAAACUGUCUACAGUGAACAACAAUUAAUUCAGCUGAGAAGAAUAGCCUUAGAAUUAUCUACAAAUUUUAUUAGUAUACAUUUAUUUAUUCAACUAACUGGUGCACUGUUGAUAAAUUUUAAAAUAAUAUCAAAUUGGAUAUCACGUAAAUAUAUUGUACAUGUAGUACGCGCAUUAGAUGGUGUUUCACAUGAUUAUAAAAUUGGUUCAAAUAAUUUAAAGUCAAUUGCUAUUUACAUUAUACAGAAUUCAUUGAUUGAUUUUCAGCCUUACGACCCAAUAAUUGUUCGUCAAAAACGCCAUUCAAAGUAUAAUCAGUUCACCACUCUGUCAGACAGCAAACGACAUUAUGCCAGUAGAAGGCUACACCAUAUUUCUGAUGACAACUCCAAAGAAAUGACAGUACUAAAGCACAAAGCAAUGAAUUCAUUAAAAAGCAGUAAUAAUAAUGAAUGUUAUCCUGAGCAGAUAGUCAGAACAUCACGUGACCAUCCAUUAAGUUGUUGUCCAAGCAACAGCAGUGUAACUGUUGCAUCGACUGAGAAUUCUAAACACCAAACAGAUUGUACAGAUAGUCAACCAGUAGUAGCUGUAGACAAUGAAGAUGACAAUGAUGAAGGUACAGCAAAGAGGAUGAAGAAUCAGCGGAAAUCACUGGAAACGUUUGAUUUUCUUAAAAUGCCUGAUAUCUAUGAACAGAAUGUAAAUGCUGCAAGAAGAUUGAAAAGUGAAGUAAGCUAUGCAAAGUACAAAAGAAAAUGCCAGCUGAGAUUACUUAUAUUAAUGAACAGUUUAUUUAGUGGGGCAUAUGGUAAAGCAGAUUUUAUACAAAAUGCUACUGAAUCUUCAUCAGAUAAUCAAUUACACAAAUCAAGUGAAUACAUAUUUCAAAAAUUAUUCGGUCCACUGAGUAAAUAUCUACGUCUUACUAAACAGCAUACAUAUCAUAAUAGAAAUAUGAUAUUAAAUCGACUUAAAAUCUAUUUACAGUAUAAUAUGUCAGCUGAAGCAUUUCUCAAUAUCUACUUCAACCCGCCGAAUGAAUUCAUCUCACUACACUAUUGUCAUCUCUCUUCGAGCAUUACUCAUAAGCCUUGCAGUCAAACUAACAAGCAUAAAAUUGCUACAAAUAACAUUCACUUAUGGAAAUGUUGGAGAAGAAAAUCACAAGCCCCUGGUGAGAAUACUUUGAAACACAAUACAUUGAACAAAGCUUCGCCUAGCAAAUCUAAUAUUAAUUCAGAUUCAGAUAGACAAAUAUUUCAAACCUGGAAGCUACGACUAUGUGAUCCAUUGAGAAAUGCUUCAGUAUAUGAUGGUUUCCGCUUUGAAUUAAUACGUUCAAAUGUCAAGUUAUUUUGUUGUGUUAAACAAUGCACUUUAUUUGAAUUGAUUCAAGCUAGUUUACCAUCGGCAUCAUCAUGGUGGUCAUUUGGUUUCCAAUAUGAAUAUAAUCAUAAUAAUCAUAUCCUACUGCCGUCGUCUACGGUUGAGACGUGUAUUGGUAGUUCAGAGAAUACCGCUGAAAUCAAACUAUAAGACGACAAAAGAGAAAGAAAUGUCUGUUUGUGUGGAUGUAUGUGUGGUUUAUGAACAGCAUUUUUACUUGUUAAAAAAAAAUAUUUUUACUUCUCUCUUAUACUAUAUGACUAUUCUGUUUUGCAUUUCUAUACUAAGA